AUGGUGGAAGCAGCACUAGCUGCAUGCUAUCUGCCAACUAAUUGUUCAUUUUUCUCAUUAAUCUUUGCUGCCUUGUUUUCCAUAUCAGGACGUCAUGUUUGUGAAUGCCAAGCAGCCAAGCACAAGUUGAUUAACAACUGUGUCCACUGUGGGCGAGUAGUAUGUGACCAGGAAGGGUCAGGCCCUUGUCUGUUUUGUGGACACCUGGUCUGUACAAAGGAAGAGGAAGAGAUUUUGUCCAGAGGUUCCAAAAAAAGUGAAAAACUACGCCAGUUUUUGCUUAGAGACCAAAGUGAUGCCAGUGAUGGGAGCAAAGAGAUUUUUCGCCUCACUCAACCUAAUGCUAAGUCAAAAUUUGAUGCUGCUUUGCAACACAAAGCUAAACUGCUAGAAUAUGAUAGAACAAGUGCAAAAAGGACACAGGUUAUUGAUGACCAAUCGGACUAUUAUUCAGUAGAUACCCAGUGGCUGUCAAAAGACGAAAAAAAGAAAUUGGCAAAAAGAGAAGAGGAAAUAAGACAGUUGAGACAUGGGUCUAGGCUGGACAGGAAGAUCACCUUUGAUUUUGCUGGCAGGAGAGUUUUAGAUGCGGAAAUGGACAACACAGUCACGGGGAGGGAAGAUGCUGUGGUUCAGGAAAUUUAUUAUGGUGCUAAGCCUAAGCAACCUCUCCAUAAGCAGCCGCUUAAUCAGUCUAGUCUCAUUAAUCCUCACAUUGGACAGGUAGCGCCAAAGUUCGUAGCAACAGAAGUGCCAGACAGGGUGCCAGCCUCAUCAGAUGUAACCAACAAACCUGUGGACAAACGUUCAGCAGUGAGACUCCAGGAUCGGGAACUCCAGGAGAUGUCGGAUGAGGGAAUGUGUCUCAGCAUGCACCAGCCCUGGGCCUCUUUACUCAUCCAAGGAAUAAAAAUGCAUGAGGGACGGAGCUGGUAUUCCCCCCAUAGAGGACGCCUGUGGAUAGCUGCCACUUCAAAAAGUCCAGAACCAGAAGUUAUAGCUACACUAGAACAGGAGUACAGAUUACAGUAUCAAAAUUGUACUUUAAAUUUCCCCAAAAUGUACCCCACUGGCUGUUUGCUAGGCUGUGUUGAUGUGCAGGACGUAUUACCACAGGACCAAUAUAGAGAAAAAUUCCCAGACGGAGAAUCCUCAUCACCGUAUGUAUUCAUUUGUGAGUCUCCACAGGAAUUAGUGCUUAAAUUUCCAAUCAAGGGAAAGCAUAAAAUUUAUAAAUUAGAGGCAAACAUACACCAAGCUGCCAAGAAAGGACUAAAGCAGGUUGCUACCAUCACUAAGUAAGGCUGAGGAAUAAUGUGACAGAUGGGAUCUGAAGGUGAACUUGGCAGUGUUUUCAGGCUUUGGCUUUCACUACCAGUCAUUACAGUAGUUUUUUUUAUAUCAGUCAUUGGUCAAGUUAACACAACAACUUUGACAUUCCUAUAGAAAACAACCAUCAAUGCAAGUGUGAUUUUAAAUGAUGGGUAUAACAGUGAGUUUAAAACUUAAACAAAGAAAUGAUCUUGUUUCAUGUCAUGCGAUUUGAUGCCAAAUGUAUCUGCUGAUUUUCUUGUAACUUGGAGAAAAAAGUUCUUUCUUGUCACCUGUUUAAGGUUGAUAUAUGUCCACCCUCUACACUGAAUAUAUGCAAUCAUUUUGAAUGGCAUUGAUAUUCGUAAGUGAUCUUUAAUUUCAGAUUUUACUUUGCUUUUAGUAUUAUUGCAAAAUUCUAUGACUUUGUAAAGUCUUGCUAACAAGAAUAGUUCUCAAAAAAAGAAGAGGUUCCUCAGGUUCCUGUUAGGGAUGCUGUAAAUGAUUUCUAUUUAUGUGAGUUAUGGAAGUAAAACAGUUGAGAGAAAAAGGAUACUGGCAUAACAAAAGCGAUACUGAUGUGAUGGACUCCUAAAAGGAGGGUCAUACUGUAUUCAUUGUUUGGGUUUGGCCAUCUCAUUUCAUUUAUGAAAAUGGGAUUUUAUUUAUAAUAAU
Messenger RNA from Lingula anatina, 1986 nucleotides. RefSeq names its product activating signal cointegrator 1-like. Gene Ontology annotation, biological process: rescue of stalled cytosolic ribosome. NCBI's taxonomy places the organism in Eukaryota, Metazoa, Brachiopoda, Lingulata, Lingulida, Lingulidae. Gene Ontology annotation, molecular function: zinc ion binding. Gene Ontology annotation, cellular component: RQC-trigger complex; nucleus. The record is from RefSeq and is a predicted model, not a curated record.